Molecule: messenger RNA, 1964 nt
Organism: Beta vulgaris subsp. vulgaris (sugar beet)
Lineage: Eukaryota; Viridiplantae; Streptophyta; Magnoliopsida; Caryophyllales; Amaranthaceae
Product: serine/threonine-protein kinase STY13
Exons: 6
Coding region: 546-1742 (398 amino acids)
Biological process (GO): protein phosphorylation
Cellular component (GO): plasma membrane
Molecular function (GO): ATP binding; protein kinase activity
Source: RefSeq, a predicted model, not a curated record
GUUUUUUUUUUUGGUGAUUGUUUUGAUAGUUUUAUUGUUAUGUGAGAAUUUGAUUGAGUUUAUUGUGAAUUUCUUUUCGUGGGUUGUAUUUUUUUUGUUGGAUUUUCAUGUAUUGAUGGUUGGGCAAGAGGUCAUUUUCAUAGAAUUUGUCAUUGUAGUUUGCUUUAAUGGCGAAAUUUUGCAUCUUUAAGCGUAAUUUUUGGUGGGUGAUGGUUUAUUAAUUUCAACUUUUUUUUUGAUGGUUAUAUCCUUCAUUUCUUCAUAAUUUGUGAAAUGUUUUUGAUGUUAUUAUUCAUCUUAAAUUUGAUUAGUUUUACCUUUUUUUAUACCCAAUUUUAUUUUUGUUGAUUUUUUUUUUUUCCAGGAUAGCCAAUUUUUUGUGUUUUGUAAUUCUUUAUUCAGCCUUAGGAAAAUAUUUAUAAAUCUCGUUUUUCUUUUCAGGUUGAACAGUUUUGAUAUAUCAGGGAGUUUUUCUUCUGGUUUAUCUGCUUUUUUUCUUUUUCUAAUUGAAAUUUGAUAGAAAAAAGAUAAAAAUUGGGUAAAAAAUGGAUUCAAAGAGUAACGAAGGUGAUGGAAGUGUUUCAGUUGUUAAGGAAUCUGAGAAGCCUGUUGAAGAAUCAACUAGCAAUCGGAAAUCUUCUCUUUCCAAUGUGACUGAUGUGGGGAAUUUGAGUGCCAAAAAUAUGAUGUUUAGGGCUGAUAUGAUUGAUUUUAAGAGUUGGGAUGUUCAAUUGGAAAAACAUUCGAGCCGUGUUUGGUCUCGAGAUCGUGAUCUAAAUGCCGUAAAAGAAGAAUGGGAAAUCGAAUUGGCGAAACUUGAUCUUAACAAUGUUAUUGCUCAUGGCACAUAUGGUAGUGUUUACAGGGCUACUUAUGAUGGAAAGGAUGUUGCAGUGAAAGUUUUGGACUGGGGAGAGGAUGGUAUGGCCACGGCUGCCGAAACUGCGGCUCUUCGAGCCUCAUUUCGUCAAGAAGUUGCUGUUUGGCAUAAACUCGAUCAUCCAAAUGUUACCAAGUUUAUUGGAGCUUCAAUGGGAACUUCAAAUCUUAAAGUUCCUUUGAAUAGCUCUGGCGAUGACGGCAAGUCUCUUCCUACUCGAGCAUGCUGUGUUAUUGUUGAGUAUCUUGCGGGAGGAACACUAAAGCGUUAUCUAAUUAGAAAUAGGAAAAGGAAACUUGCUAUCAAAGUUGUUAUCCAACUUGCUCUGGACCUUUCUAGAGGUUUAAGUUAUCUCCAUUCCAAAAAGAUUGUUCAUCGUGAUGUAAAAACAGAAAAUAUGUUAUUAGACACUAACCGAAAUUUGAAGAUUGCGGAUUUUGGUGUUGCUCGAGUUGAGGCACAAAACCCACGUGAUAUGACCGGUGAAACUGGUACCCUUGGAUACAUGGCACCAGAGGUUCUUGAUGGUAAGCCAUAUAACAGAAAGUGUGAUGUAUAUAGCUUUGGGAUAUGUUUGUGGGAAAUUUAUUGUUGCGAUAUGCCAUAUCCAGAUCUGAGCUUUGCGGAUGUGUCUUCUGCUGUGGUUCGACAGAACUUGCGUCCGGAAAUGCCAAGAUGUUGUCCUCCUUCGUUAGCGAGCAUCAUGCGCAAAUGUUGGGAUGCCAAUCCUGAUAAACGCCCUGACAUGGAUGUGGUAGUAAGAUUAUUAGAAGCCUUCGAUACAAGCAAAGGUGGUGGAAUGAUACCCGAUGAUCAAGCUGUUCAAAGUUGUUUUUGCUUCGGCCCUACUCGUGGUCCAUAAUUCUUGUUAGUUCAUUUUCAACCUAAUCAUUUUAGGAAAUACCACUUUUUUUUGGUAGCUUGAGAAUGCCUCCUUUUUUGGCAGCUUAGAAAUGCGUGUAAUUUUUUAAAAAAACUUUAUGUUAGGCCUAGUCGUAUACAAUGAAAUAUAAGUAGUGCUUAAAGAUGUAGGUUUUUUUGGUUUAUUCAAAUUAUAAAAUAAUUGCUUUUUUUGUGCUUUGUA